AUUUCUCGUGAUUAGUUUUGCGCCACCCGAAGCGUGAUCGGUCGAGUUAUUUUCUGCUGUUUCUGCAACUAGACCAUUCGUUGUAAAUAUCCAGCUGAUACCGGUUUUAAUUGUAACAAGUUUUCCAUUUUUUGGCCAAAUACGGCUUAAGGGUUGCGGCUUGUGCAAAGUAUGUUCUAAUCUGUGGGUUUUGAGCACGUUUUGCGUUCACGUUAAGCGGCACAGGCGGCGGCGGCUAUAAAUCAUUGAACCGUCGAAAUCUCGUGAUUGAGUUCUGUGAAGGUGAAGUGGGCAUUUAAAAAUAAUCUAGCGAGCUGAGGAUCUCUUUUCAACCGUCAACAGCCGAUAGGGAAUUGCCAGUUACUAUCUGCCGCAUAAGAGUUGACCUCCUAUUUCGACUUGGGGUGGUCCUUCAAUGUGAAAAAUUUCCGCUACUCUAAAUGUAGUUGUGAUCGAGGAGUAUAAGAGUGCGAGUAAAAGAAAGCACACGUGAAAGUGUAGCGGAAGAAAGAUAAAACGUGUUGGUGCAGAAACAAAUCUUCAACCAACAUGCGUAACGAAAAUGUAGUUAAAGAUUUCUCCUGGUUCAUAAGUGUUUGAAGUACGCGAUAAGGGCAAAAAGUGAUAAAGAAAAUUUAAAAGUGAUUAUCUAGAAAGAGUAGUGCAAGUUCGAUUAAACAAAAACAAGUGUAUACUGUAUAACCGAAAAUGAGUCGACGGGAUAAUAACGUUAGAAAGCUGUCUUUUCUAGGCUUCAAUACAAAAGAGACAAGCAACGAUGACCCGGACAAGGUGCAGCUGGACGAUGAAAUGGAAAAGGUGUUCAGUUCGGUCGGCACCGACAAGGAAAAGUUCGAACUAAAACGCCUAAAGGACGAUGUACUGGUCGACAACUCGCCACUAAAGUACGACGAUACACCGCAUCGCUCCGUUGAGCAGCGACCGCUGCUGACAGCAUCCAACCUACACCCGAUGGACGGUUCGUCGGGUCCGGGUACUAACGUCAACGGCUCGCCGCCAACAACUUCCCCGACCAGUCCGAUUUCGCUGUCCUCGAAGAGCGGCACUGCCACCAAAGCAUCCUACGACACCACUCUGGCCGAUAAUUCGUCCAAUGAUUUCAGCGAAACUGUUAACGAUGAACCGCUGGUAGACCACGGAACGCUGCAGGGAGAGCAAUGGGAUUCGAAUGCUAGGCGAAACGUUCGAUUUGACAGCAAAGAUCGGGACACUCAAUUCGAAGGAUUGCAGAUAGAGGACAGCAAUGAGGAACGCAGGCGACGUACCGAACGUCAUCAUCAUCACAAGUCGAGAAAAUUCUCUUUACAAGAAUACCACCCAGAGUGGAGGCGCACUAGUGGUACCGAGGGGGUCAGUUCCAAUGCCAGGCGUGUUUCUGUACAACCAGAGGACGCCGCUCUUCAGGAGGCUGACAUCGAUGAGUUAACUUCUCAUCGAUCGGACGAUCCUCGGGCGCUGCGCCGUCAUAAGGUGAGCGCACAGUCUCAACAGGGUGGAUCCUCGGUGGUAAACAUAAACCGGAAGGAGGGAGAUAAACUGCACCAGCUCAUUCCGCCCAACAAGUUCAAAAAGAUGUACGAUCACAGUCCCCAUGAAGUGUUUGUUCAGUUGGAUGAGUUAACAGGUGCCGGUGAGGAGCGCGAGUGGAAAGAAACAGCCCGUUGGAUCAAGUACGAGGAGGAUGUUGAAGAAGGAGCCGAUCGUUGGGGUCGUCCGCAUGUGGCCUCGUUGUCAUUCCAUUCAUUGCUGAAUCUUCGACGUUGUCUCGAAACGGGUGUCGUGCUGAUGGAUUUGGAUGAGAAAGACCUUCCUUCGGUUGCUUACCGGAUUGUGGAACAGAUGGUUAUAGAUGAGUUGAUCCAUGAAGAUGAUAAACCCGUCAUUAUGCGUGCCCUACUACUACGGCAUCGACACGUCAACGAACACUCCCACGGUGGUUUCCAUUUUGGUCCGAAGCGGAAGUAUAGCAGCUACAGCAGCCUGCAGUCGCUGGCUCCAGCUACAGAGAGUGGCAACGGUGAGGUAAUAGUCGGAGUACGAAGGCUUAACUCGUUUAUAAGCCCCACGCAAAGCUACACCCUUAGCCCUCCCUCGCUGAACCCUAAUGGCAGCCCGGCUGAGGCUUUCAAACAGGACCAUCAGCAGCACAACAGACAAAGACUUCCAAGCAAUUCCAGCGGAAAUCGCCGUCAUUUUUUUCAACAACAACAACAACAGCAGCAGCAAGCUCGCAAAAGACGAACCGGUAGCCAUGAUGGUGGACAACCGACGGCCGUAUCAACAGUCACCAGUGCCACCGGAAUGCGACGAAACAAUACAGCAAUAACCCUGACAACUAGUGUCGACGACAAAAAGCCUCGCAUUGUGCCAUCAAGUGAUACCAACGGCCACAACCACAGUGGUGAAACGAAGAUCAGCAUGCAGGAGGAAACGUACACUUCGUCGCAGGAGGACAUUAAAAUGCGCUCACAGAAAGAAUCAAUCCUGAAGCGAAUUCCGGAGGGAGCUGAAGCGACAACGGUGCUCGUUGGUGCAGUGGAGUUUCUAGAACAACCAACGAUUGCUUUCGUCAGAUUGGCAGAAGGUAUACCAAUGCCUAGUAUUACGGAGGUACCGAUCCCGGUUCGUUUUCUGUUCGUCCUGUUGGGGCCACAAAAUGCAGAGUUGGACUACCACGAGGUGGGACGUUCGAUUGCCACUUUGAUGUCAAACGAACAUUUUCAUAGUAUUGCGUACAAAGCAGAUGACCGAAAAGAUCUACUGUCCGCUAUCAAUGAGUUCUUGGAUGACUCGAUAGUCCUGCCCCCGGGUAAAUGGGAACGACAGUCUUUGCUACCAUUUGAUGAGCUUAAAGCAAAAAGCGAAAUGAUCCGCAAUAGAAAGAAAAAAGCAAUCGACAAACAGAUCAAGAGCCAACAGGUGCCGUUGACUAGCGAAGAGGAAAAGAAACUGCUGGCCGCUGCAGAUGAUAGCGAUGGAAAGAAGCCAAAAAAGAAUCCGCUAGAGAAAACUAACCGCCCAUGGGGAGGUCUCUUCAACGAUCUUAAGCGAAGAUACCCGAUGUACAUGAGUGAUAUUACGGAUGGCUUGAACACAGAAACUCUCGCCGCAACUUUGUUUAUGUACUUUGCAGCGCUUUCAACGGCGAUCACAUUCGGUGGUUUAUCCUCGGAUAAAACUCACAAUCUUAUUGGUAUUUCGGAAACCCUGGUCUCUGCUUCGAUAGUCGGAGUAAUAUUCCACGCAUUAUGUUGUCAACCUCUGGUUAUUAUUGGAACUACCGGUCCUUUGCUCUUGUUCGACGAGGCACUAAAUCAAUUCUGCAUUGCAAACAACUACAACUUUCUAACAGUGCGAGUAUAUGUUGGAAUUUGGUUAGCAAUAAUCGCCUUGUUGGUAUCCGCCUUCGAAGGCAGCGUCUACGUACGACUUUUUACACGAUUUACUCAAGAAAUUUUCUCGGCACUGAUUACACUGAUCUAUCUGGUCGAAACGCUAAUGAAACUCAUCUACGUAUACCGGAGAAACCCGCUGAAAGCCGAAUAUCGUUAUCUGAAUAUGACAACAGAACCACAACCGUUGUUGGGAGCUGAUUCGAACUCAACAAUCGACACGUCUGUCAGUAUACUAGCAGAAAGUCUGACAGCGAUCGCCAAUACUACAAUGGCCGCCAUGACAGGGGUGGAUGACAACCUCUUGAUUCCAUCGGACAGUUUCGGACCAAAGAAUCAACCAAACACUGCACUGUUCUGCACAAUACUUACAUUAGGAACUUUUUCGCUAGCUUAUUAUCUAAGGUUGUUCAGAAACUCCCACUUUUUGGGACGUAAUGCUCGUCGCGCUCUUGGUGAUUUCGGUGUGCCAAUCUCGAUAGCCCUUUUCGUACUCGUCGAUUAUAUGAUUCCGCAGGUAUUCACCGAGAAGCUCAGCGUACCGGAAGGUAUUUCACCAAGCGAUGCAACCCGUCGCGGUUGGUUGAUUCCUCUUGGAGGUGUUCCUGGCUGGAUGCCUUUUGCUGCUGGUGUUCCUGCAAUGUUGGUGUACAUUCUUGUAUUCAUGGAAACUCACAUUUCCGAACUAAUCGUUGACAAACCGGAACGUGGAUUGAAGAAAGGAUCGGGACUACAUGUGGAUAUAGUGCUACUUUGUUUCCUGAAUACGAUGUGCGGAUUCUUCGGAAUGCCAUGGCACUGCGCUGCUACUGUCCGUUCGGUUACGCACGUGUCUGCUGUGACGAUCAUGUCGAGAACACAUGCUCCAGGUGAAUCUCCUCACAUCAUUGAUGUUAAAGAGCAGCGUAUUUCGGGAUUCAUCGUCUCGCUAAUGGUAGGGCUGUCAGUCACGAUGGCACCAAUCCUACGACUUAUUCCCAUGGCUGUGUUGUUCGGUGUGUUCCUCUACAUGGGUAUCGCAUCGAUGAGUGGUGUGCAGUUCUUCGAUAGGUUGCGAUUGUUCCUUAUGCCGGUCAAGCAUCAUCCGCAGGUACCAUACGUCCGGCGAGUGCCCAGCUGGAAGAUGCAUAUAUUCACAACGGUUCAGGUUCUUGCUUUGGCCAUGCUUUGGGCAGUAAAAUCGUCGCCCUACUCGCUGGCCUUCCCGUUCUUUUUAAUUCUGAUGGUCCCUAUCCGAAAGCAACUGGAGAGGCUGUACAGUCCACUGGAACUGCGUGCGCUGGAUGGAAGUCAACCGAACGAAGGAGCAGAGGAUGAGCCCGAUUUCUACGAACAAGCUCCAAUUCCUGCUUAAGUCCAUAACAGCAACCACUACGAAAUGUUUGAUUGCAAAUCAACCCUUGUUGUUGUAUGUUUUAACCGGUAUUGUGUUACGUAUGAAAAUGUAAAAGGUAGAUAAAUUUUAUUGCAUGAUUUCACUUAUUUACAUCCUGUCACGGUAGGUUUAAUAAAAAAGUACUAUUCGUCGAUGCAUUAUAUUUGUUAACGCAACCCCUCGAUGGGCGAAACUUCUAUGAAGUGCAUUCAUAUUUUGUUAACGGAUAACCCUAAAGAGUCUAUAUAUAUAUUUUUCUAGGUAUGUUUUUUGAUUGGUAGAACAAACACAUUAAACGUUUCUAUAAAUCUGUAGCAGAUAUUUAACAAAACUUUUAUUCUUAUAAAAAAAAUCUUUAGGCGAAAAUUGACACUUUCAAAUCAAAUCAAUUUAGGCAACAUAAUGAUCACGAACCUACUACCCUUAGGAAUAAGUUUGAACUUUCUUUUACGAAAAUGAUGGUAAAAGCACAGACUAACAGACAUAACACUCGAAAACAAUGCUUCGCCCGCUUUAACGGUCUUUUUAAAUAUAUUUGUAGUUGGGACUGUGGCCACAUUUGAAGUUAUGGCGCCACUGACAUAUGAACAGGCAUAUGGGGGAUAGACCACUAAGGAAAAAUUGUUCUCAAACUUGAGGGGUAACCGCUCUGGGACUGUGAAUAAAAGGUGGAGCUAAUGUUCUAGAAAAAUUGCCGGAUCGAUGUUUUUGUGGGAACUCCCUCAUAGUGUUAUGUCUGUUAGUCUGUGGUAAAAGUGUCGAGCAAUAUAGCAAUUCCACACAGAUUCGCCAACCAAUUAAACUUGACCUUUUUCCUUUCUACGAAACUUUGAUUGCUAUCUGACGGUGUCUUUAAAGAAGGCGUUUCCAAGAAUAAACAUCUUAAACUUUGAAACCGCUCCUUCAAUCAAUCAUACGACUUAGAUAUAGACUUUAACUUUAACCCGAGUCAGCCCGUAUUAUUCUUAUUUUCAUUUUUGUGAAGCAUACUGUCAAUAAGUCUUGAAACAUAGCGAAUAGUGCCAGCUAAAAUGCACACAUUUGUUUCUUUUACACAUUUUCACCAUAAAAUAAAUCAAAUAUAAAAACAAUUAAACUAUUUAUUUUCAAUAUUGUUUCACUAAAAAACUUCCAUUUAGUUAUGUUUAAACAUUUCACGAAAGAAAAAUGAGCUAUUUACCAAUUAACUUGCGGGACUUUUUUAUUUGAAUAUCCCUUUCAUUUCGUCGUUUUUUCAAAGAAUCAUUUUCAAGAAAUAGUUUUGUAGAAAAAAACUUACGAAUGUCUAUAUUUCUUUGAAGAUACAAGCUAAGGUAGCAAUCAAUUAACAUAGUUGAAAUGUUUCAUACAAAUCGAAGGUCAGGAUUUAAUAGCUAUUUUUGUUGCUAUUUUGGAUGGAAUUGUUCAAUACAAGCAUUGCAACUACAGUAGAAUACAAAAUGGAUGAAAGAAUAUGGAAAGGAGUGUGCAACAAUCUGUGAUCAGUAUUACUUACAAGUGUAGAAAGAGAGACAUAACUAGCGUCAGUACAGUACCGAAACCGGAACCCCCUUUAAACUGAAUCACAUAAACAGGAAAGUCACUUCAAUCAUACAAGAACAAGAUGCUUAUAGUUUAAACCAGGAUAUGUUUCAACCAGAACUAAAAUGAUCAGAAAGGAAUAUAAAUAUAUUUACGAUAUUUAUGGUAGUAGAAACUGCUGAAGCAGAAAAAUCGGAAAAUGACACACUGAACGAAAGUUACUGAAAAGUUACGGAUGCCAUAAAUGUUAAUCAUUCGACUGGUGAUGGAAGGCAAAUGAAUGAUUGUCCGAUAAAAAAUAUUUAUAUUGUUACUAAAGUACAAGUAAACAUAAUAAAAUGGUGAAUAUUUUGUUCAAUUGAUGGAUAUGCGUAGCACACACUGAAAAAAGGAAACAAUAGUGCAUAUUCCACCGACCUAUAGAUUUUUACUUAUACAUAUAACUAGUAGAUAGUACUUAAUAGCUCCUUCAAUUCGAAAACACAAAUAUAACAGUAAGCAUUCUAGUUGCUAUACUGAUAGUAAGAUUUGGUAGAGUAGAAAACUCUUCCAAUUAAAAAAAUAAACAAUACUUAAUAAUUGAUGAUACUUAAGAACGCUUAACUAACUAGAGAUUAUAGCAUACUGUGAAAGAAAACAACACUAAAUAAAAACAAUCUGAAAGAUCAA
Messenger RNA from Topomyia yanbarensis, 6978 nucleotides. It is a transcript of the gene Ae2, whose product is annotated as anion exchange protein 3. Gene Ontology annotation, biological process: bicarbonate transport; regulation of intracellular pH; transmembrane transport. The coding region runs from base 709 to 4767 and encodes 1352 amino acids. The transcript has 12 exons. The record is from RefSeq and is a predicted model, not a curated record. Gene Ontology annotation, cellular component: plasma membrane. Lineage: Eukaryota; Metazoa; Arthropoda; Insecta; Diptera; Culicidae. Gene Ontology annotation, molecular function: monoatomic anion transmembrane transporter activity; solute:inorganic anion antiporter activity.